AUGUCGCGCGGUGGACGAGGCGGAGGACGAGGCGGCCGCGGCGGCAAGACGGGCCCCCAACUCUCCUGGGACAACGGCGAACACGCACCCGACACCCGCCCCUCGGAGCUCUUUCCCCAAUACGCCGUCCCGACAGCGAAGCCCCUCUCCGCCCUCGAACAAGCCAACGUCAACGCUUUCCUCCUCUUCCGCCGCCAGGUCCAGGACGGACCUCUCUACACCCGCAAGCGCACCUGGGGCAUGGACCCGUCCAACACGCGCAAGCUCUACGGGCAGGACCAGGUGAACGCAAAGUACGGCGUGCGAACGCGCGCCACCGCGGACCCCUUCACGGGCGUGCCGACGUACUCCCAAAAGUUCGCCCGCCCGGAGCGCGCGCUGCCCGAGUUCGGCUCGCGGCCGUUCUGCAAGGAGUUCUUCCCCGCGGAGCUGCACGCGACGCUCGACGGCGACGACGUCGCGCCCGGCGAGAAGCGCCGCGGCGGCGAGGCGAAGCGGCUGCGGCUGUCGCGCAUCACGGCGCUGCCGACGGCCGAGGACGUAUUCCAAGUCGAGGAGCCCGCGGCGGGGCCGGACGGCGCGAAGAAGACGCUCGAGGCGCUGGAGAGGAUGCCGGACGCCGAGGGUGCGGAGGGCGAGGAGGAGUGGGAGGAGGGCGGCGAGGAGGAGGAGCAGGAUGUGGAGUACGACGACGAGGAUGCGGGUGACUACGACGCGGAGAAUUACUUUGACGACGGGGAGUUUGGGGACGACGAUGGUGGGGAUGAUGACCAUGGUGGCCGCGAAGGGUCGUAUUGA
Colletotrichum aenigma is the source of this 798-nucleotide messenger RNA. RefSeq lists its product as uncharacterized. The transcript is spliced from 2 exons. Gene Ontology annotation, biological process: transcription by RNA polymerase III. Lineage: Eukaryota; Fungi; Ascomycota; Sordariomycetes; Glomerellales; Glomerellaceae. Gene Ontology annotation, cellular component: RNA polymerase III complex. The record is from RefSeq and is a predicted model, not a curated record. The coding region runs from base 1 to 798 and encodes 265 amino acids.